This is a messenger RNA of Hirundo rustica (Barn swallow), 2009 nucleotides long. RefSeq names its product immunoglobulin kappa light chain. NCBI's taxonomy places the organism in Eukaryota, Metazoa, Chordata, Aves, Passeriformes, Hirundinidae. The record is from RefSeq and is a predicted model, not a curated record. The coding region runs from base 32 to 919 and encodes 295 amino acids. The transcript is spliced from 7 exons.
UCUCAGUGAAAGCGAAGUGUGACAAGCAAACAUGCUGCUGCAGGUAGUGCUUGUGGCCACAGCUUCUUGGUCUUAUGGAUUUGCACAGGAAAUUCCCAAGCAGAGUCCUAUAUCCAUCACCAAGUUCCAAAAAAGUGCACGGAUGACAUGUGAAAUUCAAACAUUAGAGGCAAAUUUUGAUGGCAUCAUCAUACACUGGUAUAAGCAGAAGGAGGGUGAAGCUCCUGAGAGGCUUCUGUUUGUUUCAGGAGGCAAAGUUACCAUUGAAAAUGGCUUUCAAGAAAACAGAUACAUGGUCGAAAGAAGUUCUGUACAGAAGCGAUGUGUUCUUACAAUAAAAGAUAUAAUUCCAGAUGAUGCUGCUGCUUACUACUGUGCCUACUGGGAUCCUCACUACUUCAAAGUGUUUGGCUCCGGUACAAAACUCAUUGUCUCAGAAAAAGGAAGUUCUCCACCUACAAACUCUGAAAUCCUCCAGAAAAAACAUGAAAAUCAGAUAAUGUAUGUUUGCCUUAUUGAGAAAUUCUACCCAGAAGUUAUUAGAGUGACAUGGACUGAUGAUGAAAAGGAGGUAACAGACAACGUAGUAAAAGGUGACACUUGGCAGUCCACAAAAGAGGAUGAAUACUCAAUUGCCAGUUGGUUAACUGUGCCAGCAGAGAAUGAAGACAAGAAAUACUACUGCAAAUAUGAGCAUGAAGAGAAAAAGGCUUCACUGCCAACACAAGUAGAUUCUGUGAAGACUGCUCCUCAGGAAGAGGAAUGCAAAGCAGUUUUUUAUAGAGAUCAGUUAAUGCACAGGGCAGCAUAUUUAGUAUACAUGAUCCUUCUUCUGAAGAGCUCCAUGUACUAUCUUAUUAUACUCUUCUUCAUCUACAGAAUGUGGACUUCAACCAAGCACCAAGAAAAGAAAGCAUAAAUGCUGUUUUAAGAAAGGGCUACAAAUUGAUCUUCAAUUUACUUUGCCAUAUGCUUAUCCAUAUAGAUUCUCCUGCUCCUGGUGUCAGAUGUAACAGCAAAAAAAAAAAAUUCAAAAAUAAUUUUUUUGGUAUUAGUGCAUAAAGGUUCAUUUUGCUUUACAGCUACUGUUUUUAUAUCAGUCCAGUUUUUCUAAUUUUUUUCUGAAUAUUGAAUAAAGAUAGGCAACAGGAACGAUGCAUUUUAAUCCAAGUCCAUAUUGCAAAAUGAGGAAAAAUGUCAAAAAUAGCUAUGCAUCCAGAAGCUUAGGGGUAUAACAGAGCUUUUGACAUACAAACCACAGAUGUGUUUUGUCACCACAUUUAAGUCUUAAAUAGGAGCAUUCCUUUGCAGUAAAUUCACAGAUUUGGUUUAUUUUUAGUUUCAGUGAUUUAUUGCAACUCUCAUGUAUCCAACAAAUCAGGAAUUAAUUAUUCUGAAGUGGUGUACUUUAAGAGACAGUUAAACAAAACUUUAAAAAGUGAUCAAAAGAAUUUUGAAUUAAGAAGUCAGAUGAGAAUAAAAGUAAUUUUAAGGUGCACACAUGCAGAAAUUCAAGAAAUCCACCAGCACUGUGACAUGAAAAUCGGCACAAUGUAAUUAGAAAAAAAAAACAAAACACAAUCACAAUGAUCACAAACAUCACCUUGUUUAAAGACACCUUUUAAAAUUGAGCAAAACUGCAAAUGUGAAGCUCAGAUAAAGCAUUUUCAUAAAGGAAGAAAAAUUCUCAAAAACUUUGGACCCUUAAUCUCCCAGUUCCACAAAUAAAUUCCUUUCAAAUUUAUGUGGAAAAAUAGGAAGUAGACAUACUGGAAUAAAUCACUUGUUUGAUUUUGGGCAAAACACUGCCCUAGGUUUUGGAGAUAUGCCUCUGCAGCAUUUACACUCACUGUGUCUGUAAUGAUGAUGGCAAUAAAAGCUUUCCUCCAGCUGUCUUUAUGAGACCUGUGUUUGUUAUCCAGCAUUUCCACAGCCUGUACAAAGAUGAUUAAUUUCUCUGUUCAUAAAAACCUGAUUAAUUUCUUUGUUCAUAUAAAUUUCUCAGGAAA